Knipowitschia caucasica is the source of this 1197-nucleotide messenger RNA. NCBI's taxonomy places the organism in Eukaryota, Metazoa, Chordata, Actinopteri, Gobiiformes, Gobiidae. The record is from the annotation of a GenBank genome assembly.
AUGGGAGUGGAAAAAAUGGAACUGGAGGCCGAUACGUUAACAGGAAAGAAAAAGCCACCUCCAAAAUCCAAAUAUGAAAGAGUGUUCCAGCCGUGUUUGGCAGAGCUGAUUGGAACUAUGUUUUUUGUUUUCGUGGGCUGUGUGUCUGUGAUUGAGAACGCUCCGGAGGCUGGGAGACUACAGCCCGCUUUGGUGCAUGGGCUGGCAGUAGCAGUUUUGGUAGCAGUGAUGGAUAAUAUCAGUGGGUCCCAUUUCAACCCCCCGUUCACCAUUGCCAUCUACCUGUGCGGGGGCCUGGAGCUCAUGAUGGUGGGGCCCUACCUGGUGAGCCAGCUGAUCGGAGGGGUGCUCGGCGCAGGGAUGGCAAAGGUGAUGACUCCAGCUGAUCACUAUACCAAUGCCACAGGAGCAGCCUUCGCCAUCCUGACCUCAGACAGUCAGCUGUCCGGAGCCCUGUUUGGGGAGGUGGCCAUGACCUGUCUGAUCACUAUGGUGGUUCUAAUGGUGGCAGUGAAUCGGAAAACACAAACUCCUCUGGCCCCGUUCCUGGUGGGCUGCACUGUCAUCAUCAACGUGCUGGCGGGGGGUGAUAUUUCAGGAACCUGUCUGAACCCAGCCAGAGCUUUCGGACCGGCCGUCAUUGCCAACUACUGGGAAUACCAUUGGGUGUACUGGCCUUACCAAAGCCUGAACUCACAACCAAAGCCGGAACUCACAACCAAAGCCGGAACUCACAACCAAAACAGAGACACCAUGGUUGAGUGGAGCGAGUCUGAGCGAAGCAUCAUCAGCGGGAUCUUCUCCACGCUGGACUACAACGAUGUCGGCCCAAAGGCUCUGUGCAGGUGUCUGAUCGUGUAUCCUUGGACCCUGCGGUAUUUUGGCACCUUUGGUAACCUCUACAACGCUGAGGCCAUCAAGAGCAAUCCAAAUGUGGCAGCCCAUGGUGUGAAGGUGCUGCACGGACUGGACCGUGCCGUCAAGAACAUGGACAACAUCAAGGCCACCUACGCUGAGCUGAGCGUGCUGCACUCUGAGAAGCUGCACGUGGAUCCAGACAACUUCAAGCUGCUGGCCGACUGUUUGACCAUCACAGUGGCUGCAAAGUUGGGCUCCGCCUUCACGCCACAGGUCCAGGCCACGUGGACGAAGUUCCUGGCCGUUGUUGUGUCCGCUCUGGGAAGACAGUACCACUAA